UUGGUUUUGUGAGGCUUGCACCACUGCAUCGUUCUUUCAACGAGACAGUCCAAUUUAUGCAUUACGGCUAUGUAGGCACUACACGAUAUCAAAACGCUGCGCCCGGGCUUACUCCACUUAUCUUCACUAUCAUUGCAAUAUUAUUGGAACUUUGCAAGUGCCUACAAGACUAAAUUCAUUCGUUACAUUUCAGUUAUACGAUAAAGUGUUUAUAAUUUGUAACACGUAUUAAAACACAGUGGAAUAGAACGCGAAAGUGAAGCGAAAUAUACGCAAGUUCUUGUUCUCGUGUUUAACAUCGAUUGUAUCUAUAAUAUGAAUUUUGUACCAGUUAAAAGCUUGUGACUGUUCUGUGCCGUACCUGGUGCCGUUUUCUUCGUUUUACGAAUUGUUUAAAAUUAAUACUGUGAAGAUUACAAAUUUCAUACAGCUAUGGCAGAAGGGAAUGGAGAAAUAAAAAUGGAAGAGAAGCAAUCUAAGGAAGAAAUGGAAUACACAGAAAGAACAGAAGACUUUGCAAAAUUAAUUCAGUAUGGACUGGAUGAAAAAGUAGCUGCUAAAUUAGACGAAAUUUACAAGACAGGAAAAUUAGCACAUGUAGAUUUGGAUGCAAGAGCAUUAGAUGCAUUGAAAGAAUUUCCUGUCGAUGGUGCAUUAAAUGUACUCAUACAAUUUCUUGAAUCUAAUUUAGAGCAUGUAUCAAACAAAUCCGCAUAUUUAUGCGGUGUAAUGAAAACAUAUAGACAAAAAAGUCGAGGUGGACAAGGUACUGGUACCAGCACGACUCCAAAAGCACCAGAUGAGGAUAAAAUAAAAAUGAUUCUUGAACGAACUGGGUAUCCUUUGGAUGUAACGACCGGGCAAAGAAAAUAUGGAGGACCUCCUCCAAAUUGGGAAGGUCCGACACCAGGAACUGGUUGUGAGGUGUUCUGUGGAAAAAUUCCAAAAGAUAUGUAUGAAGAUGAAUUGAUUCCUUUAUUCGAAAAAUGUGGCAAAAUUUGGGAUUUGAGAUUAAUGAUGGAUCCAAUGGCAGGUUGCAACAGGGGAUAUGCAUUUAUUACUUUUACUAAUAGGGAAGCAGCACAACAAGCUGUUAAAGAGCUCGAUAAUCACGAAAUAAAACCCGGCAAGAAUCUGAAAGUAAACAUUAGCGUUCCUAAUCUACGACUUUUCGUGGGGAACAUACCAAAGUCAAAAGGCAAAGAGGAGAUCUUGGAGGAAUUUGGUAAAUUAACAGCUGGCCUGACGGAGGUGAUCAUCUACAGUUCGCCGGACGAUAAGAAGAAAAACAGGGGCUUUUGCUUCUUAGAAUAUGAAUCUCAUAAAGCAGCUUCGUUGGCGAAACGAAGAUUAAGUACUGGUCGAAUUAAGGUGUGGGGCUGCGACAUCAUAGUGGACUGGGCCGAUCCUCAGGAGGAACCCGAUGAACAGACAAUGUCUAAAGUACGCGUGCUGUACGUGAAGAAUUUGACGCAAGACUGCUCGGAAGAGAAGCUGAAAGAAGUCUUUGAACAGUACGGUAAUAUCGAAAGAGUGAAAAAAAUCAAAGACUAUGCUUUUGUACAUUUUGAAGAAAGGGACAAUGCCGUUAAGGCGAUGAACGAACUAAAUGGAAAAGAAAUCGGAGGUUCUCACAUAGAAGUAUCCCUGGCGAAACCACCAUCCGAUAAAAAGAAAAAAGAAGAGAUGCUUCGUGCUAGGGAGCGAAGAAUGUUUCAAAUGUUCCAGGGUCGUAGCGGAGGUUCUCCGUCACAUCCAAGUAUGAUGGGAGGACCUAUGCCAAUUCGGGGACCCGGUCAAGGUCCUCGAGGUACUGGCGCAGGUAUGCGUGGACAAAUGGGACGAGGCGAUUACGAUUAUGAUUACGACUAUUACGGUUAUGGGGAUUAUCGAGGUGGCUACAGUGAUCCAUAUUACGAUGACUAUUAUCGAUACGAAGAUUACUAUUUCGAUUACGCGCCGCCUCCGCCACCUGCCAGAGGGAGAGGCAGGCAGCCUCAACCGGCUGGACGUGGUCGUGGAGUAGUCCCGCGUGGCCGAGUCGGUGGCCCGCAACUCCGUGGGCCAGUCAGGGGGGGACGCAACCCCGCAACUUCAGGGGCCCGUGGGGUCCAGCGGCUGUCCGCUCGUGGGGGGGUCCGCGCCAAGGGAAGUUUACCAGGUGAGGAUGCAGGUAAACGAAAAUUUGACGGGGGUCACCAGAACCAGGGGGAAUCUAAGCGUCGCUUCCAGAGCAACUGGGGAAACCAACCCCUCGCUCAGCAACCACUGGGCAACGCGUACGGAUUGGCGAGUGUGAACGGUGGCAGUGGUGGUGGUGGCGGCGGUGACAUAGGAUUCGGAGGCAGGACCGCUACGCUAGGCGGUAUUUCCAGUGACGAUCACGAAUGGUAUCAAGACUCUUACCAGUCGUGGAGCUAACUUCUGCAAGUUUGUGAGUGAACACGCACGCACGUACGUAAGCACGCACGCACGCACGCAAGCACGAACGAACGAACGAAAGAACGAAUAAACGAACGACGGAUAAACUAUGAGGAAAGCGGUAGAAAGCAACAGAGAGUCAACCGAACUAAACUUAAAAAAAAAAUAUAUAUAUAUAUUAUAAAAAAAGGUAAUAUAAUUGUGGAAGAAGAACGAGGAGCACGUAAUAAGCGGUAAAAUGGAUUUACGGUAGAGAAAGAUUUAAAAACGAAGGAGGAUAUAAUCCACUUAUAUAUAUAUGUAUACAUAUAUAUAUGUAUAUGUAUAUACUAUUUAUUAUAUCGAUCUGGUAAUUGUACAUGUUUUCGUACGUAUUCGAGCAUCGGAUGGACAAGCAAGUAAGAAAAAAAAAA
Messenger RNA from Megachile rotundata (alfalfa leafcutting bee), 2834 nucleotides. It is a transcript of the gene Syp, whose product is annotated as synaptotagmin binding cytoplasmic RNA interacting protein. Gene Ontology annotation, molecular function: RNA binding. NCBI's taxonomy places the organism in Eukaryota, Metazoa, Arthropoda, Insecta, Hymenoptera, Megachilidae. The record is from RefSeq and is a predicted model, not a curated record.